Messenger RNA from Micropterus salmoides (largemouth bass), 2014 nucleotides. RefSeq names its product GTPase IMAP family member 7-like. The coding region runs from base 166 to 1227 and encodes 353 amino acids. The record is from RefSeq and is a predicted model, not a curated record. The transcript is spliced from 2 exons. Gene Ontology annotation, molecular function: GTP binding. NCBI's taxonomy places the organism in Eukaryota, Metazoa, Chordata, Actinopteri, Centrarchiformes, Centrarchidae.
ACGGACUGCAGGCAGCUGCAAUGAUGCUCUCUGCGGUUUGCUGUUAAUAAAAUCACAAAUACAAAGACGAGGACAUCUCAGUCGCAAGGGCAACACCCGUCUCCUGCAUUUUAGGUCACCGAAAAAACCGUCAGGACAAAGGCAGAUUGUAGCUUCUCUGUUAGGAUGUCAUCAUCUGAAAAUGCUGCGUCACAUGAAGUUUGUGAAGCCUCACCCCCUACAGCAGAGGCUGACGAACCCGUGAGGAUUGUUCUGUUGGGGAGGACAGGAACAGGCAGAAGCUCCUCCGGCAACACCAUCCUGGGCAAAUCCGCCUUCUGUGUCAAGGUCUCCCCCUGUUCUGUCACCACACAGUGUAACAGACAGACUUGGACAGUAGACGGGCGGAGCAUCUCUGUGAUUGACACUCCAGGUUUCUUCCACACACACCUGUCCCCUGAGCAGGUCAUGGCAGAGGUGGGACAGUGUGUUGUCCUUUCCUCUCCGGGACCCCACGCCUUCUUGGUGACCCUGCAGCCUGGCAGAUUCACCCACGAGGAGAAGGAUGCUUUAGAGUGGAUCAAGGCUAUGUUUGGACCUGGAGCUGCCAGGUUUACCAUGGCGUUGUUUACCUGGGGAGACCAGCUGCAGGGCAAACGCAUCGAGGACUUCCUGGAAGAGAACAAUGAGCUGUCGGAAUUUGUCAACAGCUGCCAUGGGGGGUACCAAGUCUUUGAUAAUAGUGAACAGGACAAGACAACGGAGUGCUCACAACAGGUCAGACAGCUUCUGAAGAAGGUAGACAACAUUGUGGCGACCAAUGGAGGCAGUUGCUAUAGCAGUGAGAUGUUCAAGGAGGCUGAGAGGGCCAUCAGAAGGGCACAAGAGAGGAUUCUGGGAGAAAGAGGACACAAAGUGGAGUCCCUUCAGAAGGAGGCUGAAGACAAACAAGAGCCGGGACCAGAGGUGGAGAGGAGGAGGGAGGAAGAAGAGGCCAGGAAAAGGGCGGAGAGGCUUUUCUGGUGCGAGCUGGUGACGGCGCUGGGAAAAGGUGCAGCAGAGGGGGCAGGGAUCAUGGGGAAAGACAAAGGAAAAGGGAAAGCUGUGAAGAAGGUGAAGGUGAUGGAGAAGGCGGCAGCUCUGGCUGCAUCGCCUCUGUCCAUCAGUUCUGCUGCAAAAGCAGUGGGAGGGGCUGUGAGAGAGGGAAGCAAGGUGUUAUAUAAACACAGAAAAACCUUCCUGCACUGAUGACUAUGACCAUAUUUAAUGAGGUGUUUCCAGGAAACAGGGACAUUGUGGCGUCUGUGGUCAGCAGUCACUUAGCUUUGUUUUCACUGUCAAUCAUACAUCUAAUGUUAUCAGUCUGUUUAACAUCAGCACAACGCACCAGCACUUUCAGAUCAUACUGUUAAAUAAGAAUGUAUGUAUGUAUGUAUGUAUGUAUGUAUUUGUCCUCCCUACAGAAAGGUAAACAUCCUGGUGUGUUGCAGUCCAUCUGGAUUGGUAACAAAAGAACAUAGCCACACCUUUGAUUUGAGAGAAUUCACGUUAUAAUAAAUGUCAUAAAAACGGUGUGCAAUUCAACUCACAACAACUCACUGACCAAAACUAAGUGUCAAAAAACACCUUUUAUAGAAAUUCAGCAUGCUCUGAUGCCAUUUCCCCAAUUUUUAUCCCUGACACAACAAGACAGCUGAGUCAAGGAAACUACAAACUGCAGCAGAUAUCUGUUCCAUCUUUGUUUUCAUUUUAGGCCUGGCAAAAAAUGUUGAGCCCUUUUCUCUCCCGUGAAGGAAUACAUUGAAAUAUAAAUGACAAAGCGCUUAAGAGGAAAUACAAAAACAUAACAUACUUGGCGAUAAGGAUAGAAAUGUUUAAACAUAAUACAGUAAAAUAUUCAAGGAGUGUCUAACAUUACAGACCCAAAGAGGAAGACAUUUUGUGGAAGUACAAAUUUACUGAAUAUUACUGUGAAUCAACAGGCAAGACUGAUAUUGUCAAACCCAAGUAGGUGAUUGGAUAGGAACACAGGAAA